Ochotona curzoniae (black-lipped pika) is the source of this 1258-nucleotide messenger RNA. RefSeq names its product BCL2 associated agonist of cell death (gene BAD). Lineage: Eukaryota; Metazoa; Chordata; Mammalia; Lagomorpha; Ochotonidae. The transcript is spliced from 4 exons. Gene Ontology annotation, biological process: apoptotic process. The record is from RefSeq and is a predicted model, not a curated record. Bases 534 to 983 code for a protein of 149 amino acids.
CCGCUCACCUGGUCAGACGCCUGCGCGCCGCCUGCCAGACGCACAGCCCUGUGGAGCCUGCGGUCCGUCCUCACAGGGGCCCCUGUCCCUUCUCCCGUGCCUGGCCACUCAUCUUGCUAGGGAGGAGGUGCCCUGUCUUAUCUCGAGUGAUCCCGAGAUGGCGCGAGGCGGUGUCCCUUAGGCGGGACGCCCGAGGCUUCCACGCAGGAGAGGAGAAGACGUUGGAGGAGGAGGAGGAGGGAGCGGGACUUCCCGCCCGGGUCACCCAGUCCAGGCGGAACAGUAGCAGUCGUAACAAUAAUUGCAUCCGACCGCUGAGCUUCAAUUACGGCUUCACCGAAUCCUUUCACCUACAGUCAUCAGCACUGUUUACAAAGUGUGUACUUGGCUCCUGGGGGCAGGUGUCUCAUCAUCCCCACUUGACAGUGGGGGAAACCAGGGCCCCUGAGUGGCCUGAAGCGGGCUUCCAGAUUCCACAUGGGGACCCCGGAGACGCCCUCCCCUGCUCCCACACACGCCCAAGGCCCCAGAGCAUGUUCCAGAUCCCAGAGUUUGAGGCAAAUGAGCAGGAAGACUCGAGCUUUGCAGAGAGGGAGCAGCCCCCAGGCUCCCAAAGGGAUGCCAGCUGCCAGCAGGAGCGGCCCGCCAGCAGCCGCCACCAUGGAGGCGCCGCAGCCGCCGAGACCCGCAGUCGCCACAGCUCGUUCCCCGCGCAGGGGGACGAGGACGACGGCGCCGAGGAGGAGCCCAGCCCGUUCCGGGGCCGCUCGCGCUCGGCGCCCCCCAACCUGUGGGCCGCGCAGCGCUACGGCCGCGAGCUGCGGCGGAUGAGCGACGAGUUCGACGGCUCGGUGCAGGGACUUCCUCGCCCGAAGAGCGCGGGCACAGCCAUGCAGAUGCGGGAAAGCUCCAGUUGGACGCGCGUCAUCCAAUCCUGGUGGGAUCGGAAUCGGGGCAAAGGGAGUUCCGCCCCUUCCCAGUGACCUUCGCCCCCGCCCCCGGGGCUGGUGGCGGCCAUGUUGCGUGUGGGCGGAAGUCGGCCGUCGCUUUGGCUGCGGAACAAGGUUGUGUCCGGCCCCUUCCGUGAGAAGGCGGGCCGACCCCAGGCCCCGAUUCCCUUCCGGGGCAGGCGAGAGCUUCACGAAGCUAGGCGCUUUGGGAAGUUUUUAAGUUUUUCCGCCCGAAGCCUCCGGAAGUGGCGCCCGGGGUCAGCCGGGGUCAGCCGUGACUUCUCCGGGACGUUGUGCCCUUCCGGGUG